Molecule: messenger RNA, 1851 nt
Organism: Pocillopora verrucosa
Lineage: Eukaryota; Metazoa; Cnidaria; Anthozoa; Scleractinia; Pocilloporidae
Source: RefSeq, a predicted model, not a curated record
AUUCUGGAAAACGAAAUGACUCAGGUCUCUAUCGACAACUUCAAAGACAUUAAACAGUUGAAAAUUCUGUAUAUGCAGUACAACAAGAUGAGGGAGAUUCCAUAUGGUUUUUUCGAUAUGUUGAAGGAUAUACAGCGAGUGAGUCUCGACACAAAUCUGAUGUGUUGUCAUAUGCACAAGGAGGACGCUGACUGUGCUUUCACAUACAACGACGACUUUGCCAACUGUGAGAGCAUGUUUAAGAAUUCUGCCCCAAGGAAGAGUAUCUGGGUGAUAGGAGUAUUUUCUCUGGUUGGUGCAGUGUUUGUUGUCACUUGGCGAGUGAUCUUUAAAGAAAAGAACGUGGUUCAGUCCAUCAUGUUGCUCCACUUAGCAGUGUCCGAUGGUUUGAUGGGUAUUUACCUGAUCUCUCUUGGCACUAAAGAUCUGUUGUGGAGAGGAGAGUAUUACUUGCAUGACUUCCAGUGGAGGUCUGGUUUGUCUUGUCAAAUAAUUGGAGCGAUCUCCCUUCUGUCAAGUGAGGUUUCGGUUAUGAUGAUGACACUGAUAUCUGCUGAUCGGCUUAAAAAUAUUGUGUUUCCUUACCAAGGUGCUUCUCUGAAACCAAAGGCAACACAUAUCCUGUGUAUCAUCAUAUGGGCAAUUGGCUUCCUUAUGGCCUUUUUGCCUAUGUUUGGUAUUCAGUAUUUUGAAGACCCAUUCAGGUACCAUAGUUACUAUGGUAGAAGUGUGGUAUGUCUGCCCUUGCAGCUUACUUCUGAUAAGCCGGCAGGUUGGGAGUAUUCUGUUGCUAUCUUUCUUGCUUUGAAUUUUGCUUUUUUCUUGUUCAUCAUGGGUGCUUAUCUCAUGAUACUAGUCAAGUCUUACUUGUCUAGCCGGCGACUGGCCCGUCAGGGUACUGAAAGAGAGAUCCAGGCCAGAAGAGCAAACUUUAGGAGGGAAACGGCUCUUGCAAGGCGGGUGUUCUUCAUCAUCCUGAGUGACUGUGUGUGCUGGAUGCCGGUGAUAGUGAUUGGUAUGAGGACCAUCAUCGAGAAGUCGUACAAAGCGCAAGGGGACCUCGCUGUCUGGAUCGCUGUAUUUGCCCUUCCGAUCAACUCGGCCUUGAAUCCUAUCUUGUACACCUUGUCAACAGAACAGGUCAGAGGCAUUCUGAAGAACAAAAUGGAAAAAGUCUGGAACUACUUGAAGACCGUUUUCACCUGCUGUGGUUGGGAUCAGGAAGGCCAAGGAGAUGGGGAACAACCGAACCAACAGGGAAUAGAAGACGAUGGACAAAAUGGUGGCGAGGGAGGAGAAGGUGGGUGUGAACUAAUCGAACUGGUUCAUGUUGGUGUGCAUCAUCCCUUACUAGGCCAAGGAGAGGGAGAGCAAGUGAACCAGCACAGAAUGGAGGACAAUGAAGAACAUGGCGGCGAGGGAGGAGAAAUUGAGGGCGAAGAAAUUGAACUGGCAAGUGUUGGUAUGCAUCAUCCACAACAGGGCCAAGGAGAUGGAGAACAACUGAACCAACAGGGCAUGGAAGACAUUGAACAACAUGGCGGCUUAGGAGGGGAAGUCAAGGGUGUAGUUAUCGAACUUGCUCAUGUUGAUGUGCGUCAUCCACAACAAGGAGGACUUGAUGAAGCCGAAAGAAUCGAACCGGCACCAACUGGGUAUGCUGAUUCAAAUCAAGGAAAACGGAACAAGAGUUUGAAAAAAGGGGACGGUAAAUUCAGGCAUUCCACCGAAAAGAAAAAAAGGCGAAAAUCAAGAUUUUCAAUGCGUCGAAAGUCACCUUCGGCUACCGAGGCUGUCCAUGAAGAACACACUUUUGAAGAGGACACAAAACUGUAGGCAGUUUAACUCGAG